AUGGACCCCACCACCCAGGCUAAUUACGAUCAAAUCGCCUCCUCGCACAUUGACUUCGCUUGGACGGUCGACUUCGCCCAGAGCAUCAUCUCCGGCUCCGCGACCCACACCUUCAAUGUCAAGCAGGACGAUGUGCAGCAGGUCGUCCUUGAUACGGCCGAUCUCUCCAUAGAGAAGGUUCUAGUCGACGGGCAGCCCGCGUCGUACAACCUUGGCCCCAGGCAUGAAGUCAUGGGUUCUGCGCUCCAGAUAUCACUACCCUCCACACCUAAGAAGGGUGCGCGAUUUAAAGCUACCGUCUUUUACAAAACCACAAGGGAGUCUAUGGCUCUGCAAUGGCUCGCAAAAGAGCAGACCCAAGGCAAGACCUUCCCGUAUCUCUUCAGCCAAUGCCAGCCCAUAUAUGCGCGCAGUCUUGCGCCGCUGCAGGAUACGCCAUCGGUCAAGAUUACAUAUACAGCGAAGGUCACGUCUGUAUUGCCUGUCCUAUUGUCCGCGCAGCGCAUUUCGCCUCCUUCUGACGGACCAGCCCAUGACGGGAAGGUUAUCGGGAAGGAUGCCGUGACGUACACUUACAGCCAGCCCGUUCCAAUACCCUCGUACCUUAUCGCUAUCGCCGCGGGGAAUGUGCGCUAUCGCUCCUUCCCCAAAGCGGAGGGAAAGGCUUGGACCACGGGUGUGUGGGCCGAGCCCGAGUUCAUCGACGCCGCGUACUGGGAGUUCAGUGAGGACCUCAACAGGUUCCUAUCUACCGCAGAGACAAUCUUGCCACCGUACCGGUUUGGUGUGUAUGAUAUACUGGUGUUGCCUCCAUCCUUCCCCUAUGGUGGCAUGGAGAAUGCGUGUCUCACAUUCUUGACACCCUCACUGCUAGUCGGCGACCGUACCUUGGUGGACGUCGUCGUUCACGAACUGACACACUCGUGGUUUGGAAACGGCGUAACCCAAGCGCACUCGACACAUUUCUGGCUGAACGAGGGCUGGACGACAUACAUCGAGCGCGUGCUACAGCAACUACUGCAUGGCCCGGCGGAGCGCGGUUUCUCGUUCCUGAUCGGGUCAAACUCGCUGAAGGAGGCGCUUAAACUCCACGAAGACCGGCCCAAAUAUCAACGGCUCGUCAUCGAGUUCGAGAAGGGCGAGGAUCCAGACGAUGCGUACAGCACGAUUCCUUACGAAAAGGGCGCAAACUUCCUGCUCCACCUCGAGCGGAAGCUGGGCGGUCUCGACGUCUUCUUGCCCUACGUAAAAGACUACGUUAGCACAUUCAUGGGCAAGAGCAUCACGACGGACGAGUGGAAGGCCCAUCUAUUCGCGUACUUCGAGAAGCACGGAGGUGAGGAGAAAGUGAAGGUGCUCAAUAGCGUCAAGUGGGAUGAAUGGCUGCACGGAGAGGGCCUAACGUUGCCCAACACAAUGGUAUACGACACAGCACUGGCGAGGCAGGCGUAUGCGCUCGCUGAGCAAUGGGACGCGUCCCGCUCUGAGCCUGACACCUCACGGCUUGCAUUCAAAGAGACGGAUCUCGACGAGUUCAACUCAAACCAAAAGACGGUCUUCCUGGAACGCCUGCAGUCCUACCCGGCACUACCUUCGGUGCACGUCAGCUUUCUCGGCUCGCUCUACGGCUUUACCAACACAAAGAACGCGGAGCUCCGCCUCCGCUUUUACCAAAUUGCACUCGCGGAUCCCGCAUCGGAUGCGGCGAAGGGCUUUGCGCCCGCCGCGGUGCGGUGGGCAGUGGGCGACGACGGCACUGGCAUCAUCAAGGGGCGCAUGAAAUUCUGCCGGCCAGUGUUCAGGGCUGCAAGCAAGGUCGACAAACCAAUGGCAGUCAAGUACUUCUCGGCGUUUAAGGAUGCUUUCCAUCCAAUUGCGCGCAGGCUUAUAGAGAAGGACUUGGAAUUGUAG
This is a messenger RNA of Sparassis crispa, 1911 nucleotides long. Its product is annotated as Leukotriene A-4 hydrolase homolog. The record is from RefSeq and is a predicted model, not a curated record. Gene Ontology annotation, biological process: proteolysis. Gene Ontology annotation, cellular component: cytosol. The transcript is spliced from 15 exons. Gene Ontology annotation, molecular function: aminopeptidase activity; epoxide hydrolase activity; metallopeptidase activity. Lineage: Eukaryota; Fungi; Basidiomycota; Agaricomycetes; Polyporales; Sparassidaceae. Bases 1 to 1911 code for a protein of 636 amino acids.